CUUUGACCGAAACGUAAAUUUAAGUUUGCGUCGAUAGUUUUUCGUCUGCCAACCUAUAAGAGUUACUUAAUACUUUUAUGUGGGCACGAAGACGCAGGAAAUGGAGAAGACAUUUGAAGCACUUUCACAGGUCGCAGUGGGUCGACGAUCUCCGGCGGAUCCGUUCUUCUUACCGGGAGAUGCAGUAUGCAAAACAUAUAACAGGCUUGGUGUGUUUGAUAUUGAUGAUGAAGACCUAUGCCAUGAAGUUGUUUCAGAAUUCCCAUGUGGUGUCCCUGGCUGUGAUGCAAAGUUUGAGUCUCUUCUACAAUUUGAUGUGCAUUACAGCACAGCUCAUCGGUAUAUAUGUGUGGUAUGUAGGAAGACGUUGCCAUCACCACACCUACUCGAUCUUCAUGUAUCAGAAAGUCAUGAUUCCUUUUUCAGUGCUCAAGCGGAGAGGAAACCAAUGUUUCGCUGCUUUGUAGAACAGUGCAGCACGUUAUGCAACAAUCCUCAGGAGCGACGCAGUCAUUGUAUUUCACAGCACAAUUUCCCUCAUGAUUUCCGGUUUGAUAGUACCAAAAAACAGAAGCACACAUCAGCUGCAGGAAGUCAGAUGGAGACAGAUAUUCGUCCUACAAAUAGAUCACAUCUAAAACCAAAGACUUUCAGUUUUGGGCGAGGAGCAAGGAAUUCCAAGAACUGGUUUAACCAAGGGAGAGGUAGAAUGAAAAGUACUGAUAUUGACACAGUGAUGAAAGAUCUACAGGACAGUUUACCAGAUCAAACAUAACCUGUGAAUAAAAUUUAGUUUUCCCAGUUACAUGAAGAGAAGUGCAAAUAAUACUUCAGAGAAAAAGUAUUGAACAUCAGAUAGGCAGUUAAAAUAUUGUCAUAGAUUUUGUGUGUGUAUCCACCAUUCAGUAUUCAACUUUAUGGUGAGCACUGACCUCUCAUGACAGCUAUUAUUAAUUUAAUGAUGUUAUUUAGAGGAAGUACUGUUUCAAUGUUGUUGUGGAGUGAUUGUUUAAGAGAUGAUGUAUUCAGAUGUUACUCAGUUACCAGUAUAAAAACUUUG
This is a messenger RNA of Schistocerca nitens (vagrant locust), 1060 nucleotides long. RefSeq names its product protein lethal(2)k10201. The record is from RefSeq and is a predicted model, not a curated record. Lineage: Eukaryota; Metazoa; Arthropoda; Insecta; Orthoptera; Acrididae. The coding region runs from base 101 to 775 and encodes 224 amino acids. The transcript is spliced from 4 exons.